Molecule: messenger RNA, 1104 nt
Organism: Penaeus monodon (black tiger shrimp)
Lineage: Eukaryota; Metazoa; Arthropoda; Malacostraca; Decapoda; Penaeidae
Product: dnaJ homolog subfamily C member 17-like
Biological process (GO): spliceosomal complex disassembly
Cellular component (GO): spliceosomal complex
Molecular function (GO): RNA binding
Source: RefSeq, a predicted model, not a curated record
AACGCAACAUGUAAACAAACGUUGACCAGACAAUUUCCCUCAGCGAAGGAGCGGAAGGAAGGCCCAGGUGACAUCAAAAGUCUAAUAAAAAAGAACAAAAGACAAGAAGAAAGUAAGAGAGCUUAGAUUCGUCCUUUUUCCCCCACUCUCUUGCAAUCCAGAGAAGCAAGAUGUCGAAGACCAGGACUCAGGAGCUGAUGAAACUGGACUUCUAUGAAAUUUUAGAAGUGCCUCUUGAGGCCGAGGAAAAAGAGAUCAAAAAGUCGUACAGGAAGAAAGCCCUGAAAUGCCAUCCUGACAAAAAUCCAGAUAAUAAGUCAGCUGCGGAAGAAUUUGACCAGCUGAAGAAGAUCUUGGAAAUAUUGUUAGACCCUGGUGCUCGUGCGGCUUAUGACAAGGUACUAAAAGGCCGAAAAGCAGCUGCGGUGAGAGCACGGGCAGCUAGUGCAAAAACCCAAAAGCUACGAUCUGAACUUGAGGAGCGAGAGAGGCGAGCACAAGAACAGCCACGGAUAUCAGAGGAAGAAAAACUUCGGCGAGAAUUAAAGAGACUAGAGGAGGAAGGGGAGAAAAUUAUUCAAGAGGAGCUGGAAAGACUUAACACAGAAGUGGAACGGGAACUAAACAAACCUGCAUCCAAGUCAACUGCAGAGCCCGAGCAAAAUGGUUACAAAGUCAAGGUGAAAUGGUUAGCCACGGACGAUUGGCCAGGCUACACCGAGCAAGAAAUUCAUCAGCUCUUUUAUAAGUGGGGAGAAAUCAAUGCAAUGGUGAUGAAGCAGAAGUCGAAGAAAGGAACAGCAAUGAUAGACUACAAGACCAAGCAAGGAGCGGAUAUGGCAGUCCAAUUUGAGAAAGGCCAGAUUGGAAAACCAGUCGAAGUUUCACACGUCUCCGAAAAAGGCUUCGAUUUCGAGUCUGUGGCCGACAUGAAUCGAAGGCGAGAAGAGGAGAGAAAAAGGCUGAUUGAGGAAAUUUUGAGAAGUGAAAAUAUGUGAAGUUGCCUUUCUCGUCCCCUUCUUUUUUAAUGGAUGAAAGGUGCAAGAUUUGAAGAGUGAUAGUUUUAAGAGGAAUGUUUCUUUUUAAAUAAAACCUAUUUUUGGA